This is a messenger RNA of Darwinula stevensoni, 570 nucleotides long. The record is from the annotation of a GenBank genome assembly. Lineage: Eukaryota; Metazoa; Arthropoda; Ostracoda; Podocopida; Darwinulidae.
UGGGAACAGAUGAAGAUAAGAAAAAAAAACCCCGUGAGAAUGCCGUCAUAUGUGCUUCAGAUGACAUCCGUCAACAAGAUCGUUCCACAUCCUCGACAUCGAAGCGGACGUGGAAGAACGAUGAAGCGAUUUCUCGGAUUCCUCCUCGCCUUCUCCCUCCUCGCAUCUCUGGCUUCCGCGCUCGAGAGAGGGAGAUGCCCGGACCCAGAGGUCGGGAUCUGCACGCCCGACUGCGUCGACGACGACGACUGCCCCGACGGCCUCCUCUGCUGCAUCAACGGAUGCGGCUACCUUCGCUGCACCGAACCGGAGCCGACCUGCGAGGACGUCGAUUGCCCGGAGGAGGAGCAGUGCGUGAUGGCUCACACCCUGUGCGGCCUGCCGCUUGGUGAAUGCCCCGACCGGCCUCUCUGCAUCCCUGAUGACGCCCUGACGUGCGACAACGUGGACUGUCUGCCGGGUUACACGUGCAUCAUGCAGGAGGUGGUGUGCAUCACGACUCCCUGCUACCCUCGCCCCUUCUGUGUCCCGGAAUGAGGAAUAAAGGGAUGAUGUGCAGCUCCUUUCAAA